This is a messenger RNA of Aspergillus pseudoviridinutans, 2235 nucleotides long. Its product is annotated as fungal specific transcription factor domain-containing protein. Lineage: Eukaryota; Fungi; Ascomycota; Eurotiomycetes; Eurotiales; Aspergillaceae. The record is from RefSeq and is a predicted model, not a curated record. The transcript is spliced from 2 exons. Gene Ontology annotation, molecular function: zinc ion binding; RNA polymerase II cis-regulatory region sequence-specific DNA binding; DNA-binding transcription factor activity, RNA polymerase II-specific. Bases 1 to 2235 code for a protein of 744 amino acids. Gene Ontology annotation, biological process: DNA-templated transcription; positive regulation of transcription from RNA polymerase II promoter by galactose. Gene Ontology annotation, cellular component: nucleus.
AUGGUCCUGAUCAACGCGCUUCGAGCUCGGUAUUGCCAUCCAGACAACGACAGAAAGUAUCACGGGCAUGCGAUCGAUGUCGUACCUUCCGCAUCAAGUGCGGGGAGAAACCGUGUCCGCGCUGUGUGCUUGAUAAAGUCAGAUGUACGUGGACCUCUGGUCCAGCCGCCAAGCAAAAGUCUAAGAUCCUCGUCUCAACCGGGUAAGGAGAUCUGGCAGUUGGAAAAAGAGCACCACCCCGAGCCCUGUCCCAGGGACCGAGUUCGACGCGAUGCGUCUCCGGAGAAACCAGAAAUCUCCCUGGCGCCGGCCACCGUCGGCCGACCGCAAAUGCCCUCAGCCUCUGCCGGCAGUGCCACCGAGAUAAUUAUCCCCAGUCAUGGCCGCGUGAAGCUGGACGAGCACAUGGAGCUGCUCAACCGUCCGGCGUAUGUCUUCGCCAAAAUCGAUGCCUUCUUUGCCGAUUCCAGGACCACGUUGCGCACCUCGGCCGACGGAGCAAUGACGGAUCUCAAAACUGCCUAUCCGGGUCCAUUUCCUGAUCUGCCGCAGAUCGCAGCGUCGGCGGACAGCCAACCCCCUUGCAAUGAGCACUUGACCGAGGACCAACAAACAUAUUUUCUGAGAUUGUUCUGGGAAGCCUAUCAUCCCCUCUUGCAAGCUUCGGAUGAGGCGGAAUUUCAAUCACUGUUGGCUCUGGAUCGGCGACAAGAUUCCGAGGUUGGGAAAUUGACCAAGGCUUUGGUAAAUUGUAUGACGGCGUUAGGAAUCCAGUAUGGCCAUGGAGCCGGCCUGACUUCCCGCAUCCUGACUUUGCGCCGUUGUGCGGUCAACAUCUCGUGGAUAGGGUACGGAUAUUUCUGUCGCUGCCGCGAUUAUAUUGCCCUUCUGACCGAGCCCACGCUCCUAUCGAUGCAAUGUUACGCUCUGAUGUCUUUGUACCUCAUGAAUGCAAGCCAUUUCAGGGAGGCCUACAGCCUGCUUGGCACCGCCAUUCGCGACAGCCAUAGUGUCAAUCUACAUGAGGAGCCUAGCGAGCGUCUUCAGCCAAAAGAGAAAAUAGCCCAGAGACGGAUUUGGUGGUUACUCUUCAUGCUCGAUAUAAAAUGCUCCCAGCAGCUUGGGAAGCCAGUCGGUGUACAGACCGCUACGAUAACGUGUGCUUUGCCGUCAGCUGAUGAACUAACUACGAUGCCGGGAAACACGACGGUUUGGAAGAAUUUGCACGUCUCGACCUAUUUCGUUCAUGCGGUGAAGUUCUCAGUGUCUCUUGCCGAGAUCCAACGACUGAUUUCCACGUCGAAAUUAUACGAGGAUGCCAGCAACGUCGCAGCGCUAGAACAGCGAGCGAACCUGCUAGCCACAUCGCUUGCUUGUCUAGAGAAAUGGAGCAAUGAACUACCGGAGGACCUCCUUAGCCCCAGGAAGAACACGGGCCACAGAGAAUCUAUGUCCACUGCAGAGAGUCCGAUAGUGUUAGAGCUCGGAGCACCCAGCUGGCUCCACCACCAGCGGGUUCUACUUGAAGUAUACUAUCAUAAUGCAUAUAUCAUGCUUCAGCGGCCAUUCAUCUGUUUUCCACGACCUUCCAAUUCCUCCACUGUCCAUCAGCCCCAAACAGACCAGCAUGCUCGCAGCUCGCUCCAGCACGCCAUAACCAUGACGAUUAUCGUGCACGACCUCUGCUCUUCUUCCGACCUUUUUUUUGGCUUGCCCGCAAUCCUUCACCCGUUGUGGAAUGCCACGGUGACCAUUCUUGGAUUUGUUGUAGCGAACCCAUCCUCUUCGCGAUCACGUAGGGCAAUCAUGUGGAUCUUCAAAGCCUUGGCUGUAUUUGAGGCCUUCGCAGCAACCGAACCUUUCGCUGCUCGAGCUGAAAACCUCACGAGAUCACUUGUGGCGAAACUGAAUGACGUACUGACCAACCUGGAUGAAAAGUCGGAGCAGACGAACAACCGCGACAGAAUCGCCCCGGGAUUGACACUGCAGCAAUCACCCGAUACUACAACCUCAACUACGCCAUCAUCCGCGAACCCGCUUGAUGUACUGACAGGGCCUCUCGCGGAGCACACUUUUGAUAAUACAUUUUUCACGGACGAUAGCCUUUGCUCGUCGAUUGGAGCAGUUGAAAUUAACACGUGGACAGCCUAUCAAGAACAUCUUGACAUAUGGAAUGGCAGCCACUCAGAUGGAGCUCUUGACGCAACGUAUGCACUGAUAGGCAACUCUCCUUGA